Molecule: messenger RNA, 1125 nt
Organism: Musa acuminata AAA Group (dessert banana)
Lineage: Eukaryota; Viridiplantae; Streptophyta; Magnoliopsida; Zingiberales; Musaceae
Product: thaumatin-like protein 1
Exons: 3
Coding region: 104-1009 (301 amino acids)
Biological process (GO): defense response
Cellular component (GO): extracellular region
Source: RefSeq, a predicted model, not a curated record
AUAUAUCCAUCCCUCUUUGCUCACUGCAAUCUAUCACCAUUCCAAAAAGCCCUGAGCCUUGUUUUCUGCUCUGUCUUCCCACUGCAGUCUUCUCACUUCGACAAUGGAUCACAUCAUCUCACCUCAGAGUCUCGUUCUUCUCUCUACUCUGCUCUGCUUAUUCCUUGGAGGAGAUUGCGUCACGUUCGUGUUCGUCAACAAGUGUGAGGAUACAGUGUGGCCCGGGGUCCUCUCCAAUUCCGGCAGCCCGCCACUGGAUGCCACCGGCUUCGCCCUCCCUUCCGGCGCCUACCGCACCCUCCUGGCCCCGGCGGGCUGGUCGGGCCGCUUCUGGGCUCGCACUGGAUGCUCCUUCGAUGGCUUCGGGCAUGGUUCCUGCGCCACCGGCGACUGCGGCUCCGGCCAAGUAGAGUGCAACGGCGCCGGGGCCACGCCGCCGGCGACCCUGGUGGAGUUCACCCUCGGCGGCGGCACAAGAGGGGGCGAGGACUACUACGACGUGAGCCUCGUGGACGGGUACAACCUGCCGAUGACCGUGGAGGCCAGCAGAGAGGGCUGCGCCGCCACGGGUUGCGUCGAGGACCUGAACCGGCUGUGUCCGCCGGAGCUGAGGACGGGGGAGGGGGCCGCAUGCAGGAGCGCGUGCGACGCUUUCGGGCGGCCGGAAUUCUGCUGCAGCGGGCAGUACAGCAACCCCCAGACAUGCCGGCCGUCGGCGUACUCCGAGCUGUUCAAGUCGGCGUGCCCGCAGGCGUACAGCUACGCCUUCGACGACGCCACGAGCACCUUCACCUGCGCCGAAGUUCAAAGCUACGCCAUUACCUUCUGCCCUGUGUCCACUCCAAGUAGAAAAGCAUCGAAGAACCCAACAGGAGUAGUGCUGCAAGACGACUCGUGGCUCGCGAGCUUGGCGAUCGGAAGCGCGAAUCCCACGAGGAGGAGCGUGGCUUCGGUAUCCGCAGCAGCAGUAACAGUUGUAGUUACUGGUUUCCUAUUUGUUUCCUCGUAACGCUUCAGAAUGGUCACACUUUGGGGUGACUCUGAAAAGCCUGGAAUGUAGCCGAUGGCGACAGAGCGACUGACUGUUCUGAGAUGGGAGUUUUGAUCAAGAGCUACAUUCUCUCA